This is a messenger RNA of Fonsecaea nubica, 600 nucleotides long. RefSeq lists its product as hypothetical. The record is from RefSeq and is a predicted model, not a curated record. Lineage: Eukaryota; Fungi; Ascomycota; Eurotiomycetes; Chaetothyriales; Herpotrichiellaceae. The transcript has 3 exons. Bases 1 to 600 code for a protein of 199 amino acids.
AUGACAGUCCAUCAAGCUCAAGGAAUGACCGUGGACAGAGCCGUCCUGGACUUGACGGAGCGAGACUUCGCGGUAGGACUCAGUUACGUCGCCGUAUUACGUGUCAAGACCCUCUGCGGCAUCCUGUUCAAGCAGCCAUUUGAUUACGAACGCUUCAAGAUUCGGCCUUCAGAGACAGUGAAGGCACGGAAUGCUGAUCGUGAGCGUCGGUCAACUCAGCAUCGGGGCGCUCAGAACUUCCAGGAUUUCGCGUCCAACUUCAUCUUCCUGUCCAUUUUCCUUGUCAAACAGAACGCUUUACAACCGACGAUUCUCAGCCGCAUCAUGGGUGUUCGAUUCAUCAAGUAUCCUGCCGAUCUUCACGAGCUCUGGCCACAAGAAAUGGGGCAAAUUUGCACCCACUCUCAGGGCGCGAGCCUUGGUUGUGAGCGUUCUAGCCGCGCGUUCUGGGUGCCCAUUUUGCGCCUGAGUGGCAGUGUCGUUGUCAAUCCGCAGGAUCCGAACGCGCUGAUUGAACUGCAAUUCCACAUGCUUGAUGAAGGUCUCAACCACGCCGACAAGGCCAGGAUGGGCCAUUCUAGCAUGUCAAAGCGCGGAUAG